Molecule: messenger RNA, 1045 nt
Organism: Drosophila navojoa
Lineage: Eukaryota; Metazoa; Arthropoda; Insecta; Diptera; Drosophilidae
Gene: sdt
Product: MAGUK p55 family member stardust
Molecular function (GO): protein binding
Source: RefSeq, a predicted model, not a curated record
GUAUACGAAAGCGUGAUAUAUAUAUUUUUUUUGCACUCUGCUCGAAUACCUAACAAAAAGCCAUGUCCAUAAAAGCGUCAUGUUGAAAUAGCUACAAAAUCGCAACAAAUAAAACAAAUUGCAAUCAAAUAAUAAUAAAACGAAAACGCACAACUCGAAAGAGUUCACGAUUAGCUCGUUAAGCUCAAUCUUCAGCCAGCCAGCCAACAUACUUAGUCUAAGUCAAUGGAUGAGAAAGACGACGAAGCCAAGCAUCAAAACGAAACGCACAAAGCCAACGGAACGAAACGUAACGUUAAAUUUUCAAAAACAAAACAACAUAACGAACGCAGCAUCCAAUUUUAGGCUUAGCUCUGCUCCAAUACAGAGAAUAGAAUAGUAAAGUGGAAUCAGUGGAAGCUGCUCAUAAGCUCCCAGCUAGCUCGCAGUAAAGGACGAGAGGAAUAUAAUAAGCAGAUGAAGCGUAAUUGAUAUGAAAUAGAAAAGAGCUGCACACUGACUUAGCCGAGCAGCAAUUGUAUUGCAAAAAUGUUCACAACAAUAGCAGCGCGAAUUGCAGCGGAGGCGAGCUGAUUACGCCGGACAGCGAAAGGAGCCAAAGGAGCGAACGCAGCUAGGGGUGCCAGUGGCGCCAGUGGUGCCAAAGGAGCCCAAGGAGCUGCGCAAUGCAAGCGAACAGCAACCGAUCCACAUUAAGCGCACAAUCCUCCGGCACACCGUCGGCCUCAACGAUAUCCUCGUCGCAGGGCAAGCAACAAGUCGUCGAACUAUCGGGCUAUGUUAUCAUACUUGUUGAGAAUGCGGAGGGUAAAAUUAAAUUAUACGGCUCACCGUCCGAUCGCGAUAAUCUGGAAGUGGGCGAUGAGAUACUCGAGGUCAAUGGACUCAGCCUGGAUAAUAUAUCACGCACGGAAGCCAUACGCCAUAUCCACGAUUGCAUCAAGUCCUGCACAAUUUGCUUGCGUGUGCGCAAGAAAAAUGAUUCCAGAUUGGGUAAGUUUCGUUCUUAAUUAAAUUUAAUUUUGAUAAUAUGUAUCUAAUCAGA